Choloepus didactylus (southern two-toed sloth) is the source of this 1065-nucleotide messenger RNA. RefSeq names its product immunoglobulin superfamily member 23 (gene IGSF23). The record is from RefSeq and is a predicted model, not a curated record. The transcript is spliced from 5 exons. NCBI's taxonomy places the organism in Eukaryota, Metazoa, Chordata, Mammalia, Pilosa, Megalonychidae. Bases 1 to 1065 code for a protein of 354 amino acids.
AUGACGUGUCCUCUGGACGCCGGGCCCAGCUACGGCCCUGCCUGGAAGAGGCUGCUCCUAGCAGUGAGUGGGAGACGGCGGCUUGGCCACGGGCUGGAGGCAAGGAGACACCCGUGGGGAGAGUCACUGUCCAAGUCGAAGUCGCCCCCGCUCAGAGACCGGACUCUGGUCAAAGUCCAUGUAGCCCAGGAGGCCAACGCAGGAGGGCUCUGGAAAGCCCUAGAAGGCACAUCUCGCCUUGGUGCUCACUUGCUCUCCGUGCUCCCUGCGCUUCCUUCUCGCCUCCUCCAAGGCACUCUGCUCACGUCCUGCACCUGCUCUGUCUCCUUGGAGCUGCCCGUCUCUGCCCAGAUGGACCCUUGGACCAAAGGAACCCGUGCCCACCUGAACACCCCUGGGAGCCUCCAUGGCAUUCUCACCACUUCUCGGUUCUGGGGACACAAAGCUCAGCCGGAAGCCAUGAUCUUUUCUCCAGAGGGCCCCCCAGGGCCUGGUCACACUGGCCAGGAGAUACCAGGCAGCCGAGACAGCCUGGGCAUCAAAAACCUGAUGACUCAAGACUCAGGCAGCUACACUGUAGUUCCUGAAAGCAUCAGGGGACGCAGGAGUGCGAAGGAGCAGCUACAAAGCAAGGCUGCCCCUGGCUCAGUGUUGCUCAUCACUCACCUGGAGACCAUCCAGGAUGUCAUCCAGAGUGAACUCAACUACUCGGUGGUCCUGCGGUGUCUGGCGAAUGGGGACCCCGAGCCCACGCUGAGCUGGACCCUCGACGGGAAGCUCUAUGACACCGGGGAGAGGCUGAUCAUCCGGCGACUGUCCUGGCAGCAACUCGGCACCUACGUGUGCACGGCCAAGAACAGUGAGGGGCAGCUGUCCUCCCAGCCCGUGACUGUCUCGCUGGCACAAGCCAACGCAGAACCCACAGAGGCUUUGCCCUUCAAGCAGGACCCCACGCUCACCCUGUCAGGAGGGGCUGCCAUCGGCCUGGCCAUCGCUGGCACCGUGGGGGCCGUGAUGCUGAUCGGAGGUGUACGCUUCACCAUCAUCCAGAGCCGAAGGCACUGA